AUGGAGAGCCAAGACAUUGCAUCAGCACAAAUGGCAUUGGAGAUGCUUUAUAAAUAGUAAAUACUGGAAUAGGAACCCAUAUUUGAGUCAGACUCAAUGUAAUUUAUCAAUCAAAGUGGAUUUUAAUACAAUCAGCAGAAUAAUUUCGACAUCCACAACUCCAAAAUUUACAACAGUAUUCUGAUAGAUCAUAAGUACUUCACAAUAUCAGAAACUCUCUCUAAUUAUUACGGUAAGUAUGUGCGAAAAAUACCGAAAGUUCCAUUUAAAGUUCUUGAUGCACCACAACUUUAAGAUGAUUUUUAUUUGAAUCUGAUUGAUUGGAGCAACUAGAAUUCCUUAUCAGUUGCAUUGAAUUCUUGCGUAUAUUUAUGGAAUGCAUAAUCUUCGAAAGUUACAAAAUUGUUGGAUCUCCAUAAUGAUUCAGUUACAAGUGUGGCAUGGUCACUUAGAGGACCGCAUUUGGCUGUUGGAACCAAGACAGGAGAAGUCUAAAUUUGGGAUGCUAUUAAAUUAUAGAGAGUUCGCACUUACAAGGGACACAUUGCAAGAGUAGGGACAUUGUGCUUUUCAGAUAAUGUGCUGAGUAGUGGCUCAAGAGAUAAACUAAUAUUGUAGAGAGAUUUGCGAUUAAAGGGAAAUUACUUUCUGAAACAGUCAGCCCACAAAUAAGAAGUUUGUGGUUUGAAAUGGUCACCUGAUGGGUAGAUGCUAGCCUCAGGAGGUAAUGAUAAUAAACUGUAUCUUUGGUCUUCACAUAAACAGGAUAAACCCAUAUUUAGAUUGUCUGAACAUUAGGCUGCAGUAAAAGCGAUUGCAUGGAGUCCACAUCAACAUGGAUUGUUGGCAAGUGGGGGAGGCACUGCAGAUAAGACAAUUAGAUUCUGGAAUGCUCUUGAAGGAAAAUCGUUACAAAAAGAAGACACUGGUAGUCAAGUCUGCAAUCUCAUGUUUAGCAAAAUUGAAAAUGAACUUAUAUCGACUCAUGGAUAUAGUCAAAACUAAAUAGUUCUUUGGAGAUGUAGCAAUAUGAAAAGGAUCUCUACAUUGGUUGGACACACAUGCAGAGUACUUUAUCUAGCAAUGUCACCUGAUGGAUCAACCAUUGUUACUGGAGCAGGAGAUGAAACCUUACGCUUUUGGAAUUUAUACCCUCAAACCAAUUAAGAUUAAAAAUAGCCUAAUGGGUCUUUGCUUAUUCCAACUAUUCGAUGA
This is a messenger RNA of Paramecium tetraurelia, 1215 nucleotides long. RefSeq lists its product as uncharacterized. The transcript is spliced from 4 exons. Gene Ontology annotation, molecular function: ubiquitin ligase activator activity; anaphase-promoting complex binding; protein binding. The record is from RefSeq and is a predicted model, not a curated record. Gene Ontology annotation, cellular component: anaphase-promoting complex. Gene Ontology annotation, biological process: positive regulation of anaphase-promoting complex-dependent catabolic process; positive regulation of ubiquitin protein ligase activity; anaphase-promoting complex-dependent catabolic process. Lineage: Eukaryota; Ciliophora; Oligohymenophorea; Peniculida; Parameciidae.